Drosophila busckii is the source of this 680-nucleotide messenger RNA. Its product is annotated as ras-like GTP-binding protein Rho1. Gene Ontology annotation, molecular function: GTP binding; GTPase activity. The record is from RefSeq and is a predicted model, not a curated record. Gene Ontology annotation, biological process: small GTPase-mediated signal transduction. The coding region runs from base 77 to 658 and encodes 193 amino acids. NCBI's taxonomy places the organism in Eukaryota, Metazoa, Arthropoda, Insecta, Diptera, Drosophilidae. The transcript has 3 exons.
UUUGGAGCAAACAAAACAAAAUUAUUUUGCAUUUACAUAAUUUGUAUUUAAAAUAUUGUCUGUGGCAAAUUGCAAAAUGAGUUCAAUACGCAAGAAACUAGUGCUAGUGGGUGAUGGUGCAUGUGGCAAGACUUGCCUUCUAACGGUUUUCUGCAAGGACAACUUUCCGCUGGACUAUGUGCCCACUGUCUUCGAGACUUAUGUGGCGGAUGUGGAAGUGGAGGGCUCACAGGUGGAACUGGCGCUGUGGGAUACUGCUGGCCAGGAAGACUACGAUCGCUUGCGUCUGCUCAGCUAUCCAGAUACGGAUGUUAUAGUGCUAUGCUUCAGCAUUGAUCUGCCAGACUCGCUGGAAAAUAUAUCAGACAAAUGGAUGAACGAGGUCAAACACUUUUGCCCCAAUGUGCCCAUUGUGCUGGUGGGCAACAAACGCGAUCUGCGUCAUGAUCCCGAAACAAUAAAAGAGCUAUCUAUAUAUAAUCAAGAGCCUGUUCGAACUGAGGAUGGACGCACCAUGGCGGAGCUAGUGAAUGCCUAUGCCUAUUUGGAAUGCUCGGCCAAGAUGCAGGAAGGAGUGCGCGAAGUUUUUGAAACUGCCACACGUGCCGCUCUACAGGUGCACAAGAAGAAGAAGCGUCGCAAAUGCAUAUUGUUAUAGAAUUUGUUAAUACUACACACGC